Somion occarium is the source of this 1640-nucleotide messenger RNA. The record is from the annotation of a GenBank genome assembly. Lineage: Eukaryota; Fungi; Basidiomycota; Agaricomycetes; Polyporales; Cerrenaceae.
CUUCGCCUUUUUAACUCUACCAUAGUGUGUACGAUUUGACACUGAGAUGAUUUACCCUAGCCGUUACGCGGUGUUGCUUCCGUACUGCAUGCCGCCGCGUCGUACAAUAAUUGAGCCUCAGACAAACCUAUUCUCCGCUUCUUCGUUGGUUUCCCUUUUCUUUAGCUCAAAUAUGGUAUCAGUCCGUAUGCUUUUCUGCCUCUCAAUAAGCAUGAGGAUCAUCUGCAUUUACGAAUGUUGAGUUGCUGUCAUAUCUAUAACUUCUACUUGUCGCCUGUACAGCAUCUUGCAUUUCUUUCGAUAUAUUUGUUGUGGCGGUCUAUACGUGUCUACUCUGUCCAUGGAGGAGUAAUGAGGCGCUUCUACUGCUCUUCUUCAAACUCGUCAGGGACUAUUCUAUAAGAUAGUGGUCAUUCCUUCUGGCGAUAUGAAACAAACAUUAGCGAAGUGGUAAUGCAUGACUGCCAGACGAUAAUCGGUCAUACCGCUCUGCCUCAGGCACUAUUGUCACGGCGGUGCUUUGACCAUGACAUAUGUCAAUACUGACCGCUAACGCUCUCUUGCUAUAGACACUAGUGGCGUAUGGUAACUCUCCUCCAUUCUUGAUGAGUCCGCCACCUGCUCUGAGGUUCUUGCGCCACCGGUAAUGUUGUUCUGGACGUCAUUCUUUGUGUUUCGCCGUGCUAGGGUUAUCGCAGUUACUCUCUAUUGGUUGGAAGCAAGCAUACUCCGAGGAGGUACUGUGUUAUUAUUGACUUUAACACAUAGACAGGAAGACAGUUGUCCGAAGUCGUUCAUCUCUCUCCCGCCUAUAACACAAUGUUGACAGACCCAGCUCUCCAGCGACUCUUAGACCAGAACCACAAAUGGGCGGAUGAUUUUGAGAGAGAGCAUCCCGGAUUCUUCAAGAAGAGUGCGGAACACCAACAUCCUAAGGUCCUAUGGCUCGGAUGUUCCGAUUCACGGGUUCCAGAAUCCGUCAUUACCGCGGCGUUCCCUGGCGAAAUCUUCGUCCAACGGAAUAUCGGCAAUCAAUGUAUUCUGAUAGAUGAUAACUUUCUCUCCGUCCUCGAGUACGCCCUGUCAGAACACGUCGGGGUCGAGCACGUCGUUAUUACGGGCCACACCAACUGUGGCGCCUGUCAAGCUGCUCUGGACGCCAUCCAUACUCCCUGCCCUAAACCCAUUCCGGAGCCUCCAACUUCGCUCGAUCGCUGGCUCAUUCCUCUUAUCAACCUCGCUCGUACUUUACCACCUGAUGAAGCGACGGUCAACGUGCUCGUUAGGAAGAAUAUCUGGCAACAGGUCGAGAACAUGGCGAAUUCCAACCCCGUGCAGAGGAAUUGGAGGAAUGGCGGGAAUGUGAGUAUACACGGGUGGAUAUAUCAGUUGGAUAAUGGGUACUUGACUGAGUUGUUCGAGAUCCGGAAGGGUGACAAGAUUGGCGGUGAGGCCUGAAGCACCCUGUGGAGCUGCAGAGCCCAUUUUCAGUGCUUGAUGACUUUUCUCUGUUUUCCUCGCUGUGUAGCAUUUCUGUUGUGAGGCACCACGAUUUUACUCUUUCGACCUUAUUUCAUGAGGCGCAUCUAGCGCUGAGACGUAGAACUUGGAAUUUUGGAAGUUGAACGUUAACGAUUGCC